AUGUACACGGCCGGUCUGUGUACACUUUUCUCUCUGCUUAUGUCUUCUCUGGUCUCUGGUCUACCGGUGCGUGUAGUCAAUGGCGGGGCCGAUUUGAGAGACGAGAAUGGUGCACGCCGGCGAGGCAUCACUUUGCCCAUGAAGGGCAGAGCAGUGGUCAAGCGGAACGUGGAGGAGCUGCUUGUGGGGUCGAUUGGACUGGGUGAUUUCGCCGACGUCGUGUACACUGUUGCCAUACAGAUCGGGAAUACUACAACGGCGGUCAACCUUGACACAGGUUCAAGCGACUUGUGGGUCAUGUCGACGUCCUGUCAGACCUCCGUCUGUAGGCAAUCCAAUGCAACGGCGUUUUCAGUAGCGACCUUCCAGUCCACUGAAGCCAACGUCAACCUGACAUUUGGCGACGCGACUACGGGGACCUUCGCUGCAGGCCCUAUCGGUUUGGACAAUGUCACUCUUGCUGGCCUCUCCUUGCCUAAUCAACCCUUUGCUGCCGUUGACAACACUGAUAAUACUGCUGUCUUGAACGGAGGUGCUGGUAUCAUCGGUCUCGGUUUCCCAGCUGAGAGCACUAUCCAGAACGAGGUUGUCGCUCAGAAGUUCAACAAUCCUUCGACAACGGACGACUUCAUCUCGAACAUCAAUACUUAUGGUCCAUUCGUGUCCCGCCUUGUAGCAUCUGGUGUAAUUGAUCAGCCUCUUUUUGCAAUCACUCUGCAAAGAGACACGAUCGACGUUAGCGGUAGCGGGAAAAUCACGAUUGGGGAACUUCCCGCGGGCGUUGACAACUCGUCCAUCACUUGGGUGCCUGUCCGUUUGUAUGAUCCCGCUGAAGGUGGCUUAGAUCCUCCGACAUUCGCCAGCAACGAAUCCUAUCCAUUGCGUUGGGAGGUUCCUAUAGAGAACGUCUACCUUGAUGGCAAACAGCUGGCGAACUCGACAAUACCUCCUAACGGCGUCCCCUCGUCAUUCGUAUCUGCGCUGAUUGAUAGUGGCAACUCCCUCAUUCGCGGCCCUCAAGAUGUCGUUAACAACAUCCUGAGCACUGUUUCCCCCCCGACACUCCCCUGCGCGAGCGCCCACAACCUCACCUAUCAAAUCGGCGGUAGGCUCUUCCCCGUCGACCCACGCGACUUCAUCGCCCAGGCUGAGAAUGGGAACGCGUCGACGUGCGUCGCGAGCAGCGUCGUAUCGACGGACCCUCCGAGCGUAGGCACGCUGUUCAGCUGGAGCCUCGGUGACCCGUUCCUCAAGUCGAAUAUGGUGGUGUUCUACUACGGUAAUCUGACGCACCCAUCCGUGGAUCCGCCUCGUAUCGGCUUCCGGUCGAUGGUGCCAACGAAUGCAUCAGCCCUCCUCGACGAGGCGGUGUCAGUUGCAUCACAGGAUCAUGGCAACUUUGAAUCUACGGUCAAUGUCGCGCCGACAUCGAGCGAGGUUUUUGAGAUCACUGUGACUUCCACUGCUACGACGUCUGCUCCCUCGCAUAGCAUGCCACCAAUAGAUAGAACGUCCAGUCAAAACUCGUCUGCUUCGGUAACAAAGCCACAUCUUUUCCGGAGUUGUUUUUCCAUUGUCGCCCCAGUUGUGUAUUUGUCGUUCUUACUGGUUUUCUGAGCCCAAACACUUGCUGAAUGCGUGAUUGU
Postia placenta MAD-698-R-SB12 is the source of this 1646-nucleotide messenger RNA. RefSeq lists its product as hypothetical. The transcript has 10 exons. Gene Ontology annotation, molecular function: aspartic-type endopeptidase activity. NCBI's taxonomy places the organism in Eukaryota, Fungi, Basidiomycota, Agaricomycetes, Polyporales, Adustoporiaceae. The coding region runs from base 1 to 1617 and encodes 538 amino acids. Gene Ontology annotation, biological process: proteolysis. The record is from RefSeq and is a predicted model, not a curated record.